This is a messenger RNA of Brienomyrus brachyistius, 3965 nucleotides long. RefSeq lists its product as uncharacterized. The transcript has 3 exons. Bases 196 to 627 code for a protein of 143 amino acids. NCBI's taxonomy places the organism in Eukaryota, Metazoa, Chordata, Actinopteri, Osteoglossiformes, Mormyridae. The record is from RefSeq and is a predicted model, not a curated record.
GCGCUUUUGUAAAUGUAGAUCGUAUGUUUUGUCAUUUGAUUAAAGCGUUUGAAGACUUUGCAGCGCGCUGACACCAAUCGGCCACCGUAGCUUAGCAACCGAAUCAUAACAAUUCUUAUUCCGUUUAGAGUUUUCAUUUGAACAUUUAAAGCAGCUCAGACUUGCAGUUUAUCAGCAAGAGAGAAGACGCGAAAGAUGUCCAUCGUGAAAACCACCGUGAAUCUCCAGAGGAUUGACUGGCUGCUGCCGACAGGUGCAGUCAGUGUGCGGAUCGCCCCGGAAUACAUCCCCGGUCCAGUUGGCCGAGGACAAACCAGUUCCAGUGAUGCUGGCCGUCGGAAGAAGUGCCGCACCAGGCCGCCGGCAGCCAGCUCCCUGACCACGUCUGCCUCUCCUGGAUCUGCUGCCAUCCCGGUGGCAACCAGCAGGGGUCAGCAGGGCACAGGCCGCCGUAGAAAAACGGCGGGAGGCCGGUCAGGGCGAAGAAGGAGCCGGUCCGAUGUCGCCCAACAACUGCUGCUUGAAGCUCCUGAUCCUCGGUGGGACAUCGGCGAUGUGCUGGGAGCCUUGGAACGCGCUAAGGAUCGUCGCACCUUUUCCUGCAUUUGGAGCUGUUUCAUUCCCUAGUUCUGCGACUUAACAGACUUUAGGCCGCCCUUUCUUUCUGUUUGGGACUGAUACAGAGGGACAGCCUGUAUUCUGUUACUCAUUGUUUGCACUCUUCAUAGUUUUCAACACUCAGAUUCUUGGUUAGAUUGUGGUAUUUUCUGGGAGGCUGAGCAGUGGCUGCCUCGAUUGAUCUGGCUGACUAAGAUUUGAUUGGUCUGGGGUGGUGGUGUUCACACUUUCACCUUGUGCAGUAUAUUUGUGUGGGGAUCAGUGUGGUGGAGCACAGGUGUGUGUGUGCGUGUGUGUGUGUGUGUGUGUGUGUGUGUGUGCGUGUGUGUGUGUGUGUGUGUCUGUGUGUGUGUGUCUGUGUGUGUGUGUGUUAGUUUAGGGGACUCUAUUCCCCCUUUUGAUCAACUUCCCCGGACACCUGUCUCUUGCUUGGGUUUAGUCAGCCGGUGGCCAAAGGCUGGUUGCUGGUUUAUUUUUUAAGGUUGUUGAUGCUAAAGCGCUUGUCUUGUUUCUUUGUUUUAUAUUUUCAACAACCUGUUAAUAGUACAAACACGUCUCCAGCUCCAUUCGGUAAAUGAACUUGUGUGCUCUUAAUUUAGAGUAAUUUUUCCUGUGGUGAAAUUCCCCAGGUGGUGUAGUCGUGUCCUUGUACUACUGACCGCUCUCUGCCACAAACACUUUACUCUGAACCUAACCCUAAUCCUAAACCUAACCAUAGCCCCAAACGUCAUGUCCUGCCACCUCCCUGACGUGGCUCUAAUAAGCCAUGCCUGCUGCUCGUUGGUCUCGUGUCUCGUUCCAUCCCUCAUGUUAAACACUCCCAGCUACUUCCAGUCUGUUCCCUUGUUAUUCCUGUAUAAGUGCUUCCUGGCCCUGUGUUCGCCAUUGAUGUGGUGCCCUCCAUGUUGCUUGUUCCCUAGCCUCCCAUCUUGAUCCCAGUAAAUCCCAGUUUAUUGUCUGACAACACCUGCUCCCAGAGUCGUUCAUCCUGGCACCCAACAGACUGACGGAACUCGACAAGCCCCAGUAGGUUCCCCAGGUCCCUACUGCCGAUCACUGCUGCUUGUGUCCAGCAUACCUAAUGUCGCUGGUUCAGGCCGCAGUACAUCUUUGCCCAGAGAGAAUGGCCCAUCUCUGACGGAUGGCAUAGCCGCCCUCUCCCCGGACUCCCAAGUGGAGGGUGUGACAGCUAUAGCGGAGAUCCUCAGGGCCCUCUGGAAUGGAGUGAGUGUGCUGAACCCCGCAGAGGUGGGGUGCUCUGGAGAAAAGGAGCCCGCCGUCUCCAUGUCGUUUGCCGUAGGGCAACGUGCGUCCUCAUUGUCACUUGAAGUCUGACAACAUGAUGCUUCUCUGGGAUUUACUGUGAUCCCCCUGUUCACCAAAACAUGCUCCCCAAAGCUCUCCAGCACAGAAGAACAGGCUUCACUCCUAGUUCUAUGGUUGUCAGAGUGCUGGACCACAGUAGAGGUCGGACUUUGCUUUGGUUUUAUUGGAAGUCUGCACACAAUACAGAUGUUUCCUACUGUCCUUCGUUCCAAUUAAAUGUGGAAACGUUUUGUCAGCUGGCUGGACAAGACCCUACUGCCUCUUUUAAUAGUACACAUAGUAGUGAGCAGUGGUGACGUAAUGGUUAGGGAAGCGCACUCGUGAUUGAAAGACACUGCAUCUACAGCAUCUGGCCCAGGAGAGCCAGCCAUUGCAGUCGUUACAUCCGCACUUAAGGCUCCCGGCCCAGAGGGCCGCUCAGGCCGCACCCACAGUGUCCAACACAGGUGAGGCCUUGGUUGCCUCUAGGCUUCUCAUAGAAUCUGACACGGUUCCCUGGUAACCAGCCGACACCUGCCACACUGCUCCAUAAUGUCCGGCCAGCGUCCACCUCUCUGUCCCCUGAUGCCUGGCCAGCACCCACGUCAAUGUCCCCAGACGUCCAGCCGGUGCCCACCUCAUCUCCUGACGGCCUGCUGGUGCCCACUUUCUAUCCUGAUGUCCCACCGGCACAUGCCUGCAGGCUGCCACCAGCCCAGAGAAGAUGGAUCCAGAGGAUGUCCUGCUAGAGUGCCCUGGGUCCUGAUACGUGGGUCCCUCCUUCAUCCCAGACUCUGGUUACUCUGGUCCCAGUUUCUGGUCACCAGUAUCAACAGGAGCCCAAGAAAGCGGCAGGCAGAAUGUCUGUCUCCCAGAGAGGGUUUGCCAGUCUCUGUUCUUGCCCUGUAUGUCCCUUGUCAUCUUCAUGUUCCUCUCCUGUUGUCUCCUUGCUGCUCUACUGUUCUGCGGUUCUCUCAUCGCCCGCCAACCCCUCAUGUCCUCCUGCCCUGCUGGCCCUCCCAGACCCUCUAGUCCUGUGAUUCGGCAGAGUUCAGCCUCAUCUGGAAAGGGGCCUAGGAGGGUCCCCCCCCCCAAAAGAAGACUUCCCGAUAUACACUUCGAUUCUCCUGGAGUAAUUCAAUUUGGAGUCGCAGGCUGCCCAAAAUUUAAUUCCAUAUCUGCCCAGUUUUCGGAGCAUAUGCUGUCAAAAUGGGCAGCAGACUGCAACAGCAGACGGAGAGAAUACUUAUCCGAUGCCAAGUACAGGAAUCAGAUAUAAACGUUAGACAUUUUUCAUAGCACUUUACAAUAUUAUUCAUUACUGACUUAAUAACACAGUCACUACUCAGGUACAAAUCGUGAGUAAAUAUAGUAACUAAAAUAAAUGAUUCAUUAUGAUUCAUUGAACACGAACAUGAAAUUGAUACUCACUACAUACGUAUUGGCAACAUGUUCGGAAAAAUAUGAUUUUUUUUGGUAAUUAAAAACUAUAAACUGUUGUGACAAUGUAGAUCGAUGUGAAGCAGUAAUAAAGAAGAUAUUAGUUACCCAUGAACAGAAGCAGGUGUGACAAUGGUGAUAUGCAUCAGGGGAAUGAUGUUUGCCCAGAGCUCUCAUACUUUGCAGAUCGCCGCCAUCUUGUCGCUGGAUUUCCUGAGUGCUCUGGACUGACGAUCGUCAGAGCAGAUAACCAGCAACACGUCACAAAAGCUUUGUUUGGGCAUCGUAGCUAGAAAAAUCACCGGUCUCAUUUUCGCACUUCAUAAACUUUUGAUUGAUUCUUAAUUGGAUUUGAAAACCUCAGCCAAUAUUAAAAGCCCCAUAUAUGCCCUAAACUCCCUUGCUGUUAUUUCUUUCUAGUCCUUGACGAAUUUCCUUCUUACCUCCAGGUUGCUAAUGUUGAUUUUUCCAUUGAUCUUGGAAUAAAAAGUUGGACAGGAUAUCUUUGGCUUGCCGAAUGCAGAGCCUGGUUGGCCGCAGAGAGGUUUUCAUUGAGUACUGUGCUGUAAUCCUGCCUGGACCAUGUCCGUCCAGUGCUUUUG